Ostrinia nubilalis (European corn borer) is the source of this 804-nucleotide messenger RNA. RefSeq names its product larval/pupal rigid cuticle protein 66-like. Gene Ontology annotation, cellular component: extracellular matrix. Lineage: Eukaryota; Metazoa; Arthropoda; Insecta; Lepidoptera; Crambidae. The coding region runs from base 16 to 543 and encodes 175 amino acids. The transcript is spliced from 2 exons. The record is from RefSeq and is a predicted model, not a curated record.
AACAGCAAACAAAAAAUGUUCUCAAAGAUCGCAUUGUUCGCACUCUUUGCGGUAGCGACCGCCUCAAGCUCUGACUACUCGAGCUUCUCCUACGGUGUCAACGACCCCCACACUGGUGACGUAAAAGACCAGCACGAGACCCGAGUCGGCAACCACGUGGUCGGCCAGUACUCGCUCCUGGAGUCCGAUGGAACCAAACGCAUUGUGGACUACCAAGCCGACCCUCACACCGGAUUCAACGCAGUCGUCCGUAAAGAUGGACUGGCUCAACAUCCCGCGUCGUACGGUCGUGCUCUCGGCUACGCAUCGCCUGUAGGCUACGCCGGCUAUGGCGGCUACGGCGCUGGCUACAGCGGCUACGGUGCCGGCUACAACGGCUACGGCUCAUCUCUCGCCUACAACCACGGCUACGGUGCCUCUCCUCUCGCGUACGGAGCCCACUCUUACAACAACUACGCGUCUCCCCUGGCACAUGGUGCUUACGGUGGACUCUCUGGCUACGCCUACGGCUCAAACAUCGGCUACGGCGCCGGCUUGGGAUGAUAGGUAAAUAAAUUUUCAAAAGACUGAAUUUGGCUGAAGUUAAUGGACAAACGAAAAUGAUAUAUUAUUCUCCGUUUCUGUACCUAACGUUAAACUUUUCUACUAUCUGUCUAUUUUUUUCUGCCUAUUUUAACUACUCUAUCAACUAGAUUCUUUGUAAUAACUUAUGAAUAUCCUCAUAACUUUUAUCUUUCUGAUUUUUCAAUUGUGAAUUCUCUUUUGGUACAAUUGUAAAUAAAACAAAAUGUUCACAUCGAAAAA